Molecule: messenger RNA, 2779 nt
Organism: Charadrius vociferus (killdeer)
Lineage: Eukaryota; Metazoa; Chordata; Aves; Charadriiformes; Charadriidae
Gene: YLPM1
Product: YLP motif containing 1
Exons: 17
Coding region: 17-2344 (775 amino acids)
Biological process (GO): regulation of telomere maintenance
Cellular component (GO): nucleus
Source: RefSeq, a predicted model, not a curated record
GGAUAGAGACUGGGACAUGAGACCUAUGGAUGACAGAGAAGUGGGGAAUCAUGAUCUGGAUAUCCCUCCUCUACCACCAUUACCACCUCUUCCACCUCUGGACAGAUACCGUGAAGAUAGGUGGAGGGACGAUAGGAAUAGAGAUCAUUAUGACAGAGACCUCCGAGACAGGGGGGAGCUAAGGAUUCGAGAGUAUCCAGAGAGAUAUGACACAUGGCGGGACAAGCAAGACUACCUUCCUGAAAGGACUGAUUGGGAGAGGGAACGGUUGUCGGAUAGGUGGUAUCCAGAUGAUGGAGACAGAUUGCGCUCUUUGGAUGAUCAUUCAGAUUCAUCCCUUCCUCCACCUUCACAUUCCUCUGAUAUGCUGGGAGGAGAUUCAAACCUGGACUCUGACCAGUCGUUGGGAGGAGUGAUGGUCCUUAGCCAAAGACAGCAUGAGAUAAUUCUGAAGGCUGCCCAGGAGCUCAAAAUGCUUCGAGAGCAAAAGGAACAGCUACAGAAGUUGAAAGAAUUUAAACCUGACAUUUCCACACAGGACUCUCCUAGAUCACAGAACACAAGCACAAGGCCGGGUGCCUUUCAGGAACGCUGGGAUGAGGAUUCUUUCCACGGACUCUGGGACACAAAUGAGGAUAAAGGAGCAAAUAUGGAGUACGAGCUGUGUAAACAGGAGUCAAUGAUGCCUCCACCGGUCUCCUCGCCUGUGAAAGUACCUCCCAUUCACACCUCUGUUCCGUCAGCUGUACCAGUGUCCCUUCCUCCAGUUAUUCCACCGGUUCCUAAAGCACCUGUAAUUCAGCAAACUGUGGAUUAUGGCCACGGGCGAGAUAUAACCACCAGUAAAGUGGAACAGAUUCCAUAUGGGGAGAGGGUAACCCUGCGUCCAGAACCUCUACCGGAGAGGCAAACAUUUCAAAAAGAGCACCCUGGCCGUUAUAACAGAGAAAGAGAUCGUGAGCCUUAUUUUGAGCGUCAAGGUAAUUCCAACACAGAUCAUCGGGAUUUCAAGAGAGAGCGGGAAUUGCACAGAGACCGUGGUUCUGUGGACUAUGAACGAGAGAGAUUUGAAAAAGAGCGGCAUCCCCGAGAUGAUAGGGUUCUUCCUACUACACCUUCAAGGACUCAAUCUUACCGUGACAAGAAAGACCAUCCUUCCUCCAGGAGAGGUGGUUUUGAAAGACCACCAUAUGAACGAAAAACAGAUCGUCCAGCAUAUGAUCAUGGGCCUUCCAUGUUUGGAGGUGAUCGUAGAAAUUACCCUGAGGAAAGGAUUCCUAUUUCUGCUCCAUCAAUGCCCCGUCAGCCACCACCUGCUCCACGAGUGGAAAGGAAGCCAGAAUCUAAAAAUGUAGAUGAUAUUUUGAAGCCACCAGGACGGGAUAGCAGGCCAGAGAGGAUUGUAAUCAUAAUGAGAGGGUUGCCUGGCAGUGGAAAGACACAUGUAGCAAAACUCAUCAGGGAUAAGGAAGUAGAGUGUGGAGGACCUGCACCAAGAGUGCUCAGCCUGGAUGACUAUUUUAUCACUGAAGUGGAAAAAGAAGAGAGAGACCCAGAUACUGGGAAAAAAGUGAAAAAGAAGGUGAUGGAGUAUGAAUAUGAAGCUGAUAUGGAAGAGACCUAUCGUACCAGCAUGUUUAAAACUUUCAAAAAGACCUUGGAUGAUGGCUUCUUCCCCUUCAUUAUCCUUGAUGCUAUCAAUGAUAGAGUGCGACAUUUUGAACAGUUUUGGAGUGCUGCAAAAACCAAGGGUUUUGAGGUGUACUUAGCUGAAAUGAGUGCAGAUAACCAGACGUGUUCCAAGAGGAAUAUUCAUGGACGCAAGCUAAAGGAAAUCAGCAGGAUGUCUGAUCACUGGGAGGCAGCACCACGUCACAUGAUGCGCCUGGACAUUCGUUCUCUAUUGCAGGAUGCUGCAAUUGAAGAGGUGGAGAUGGAGGAUUUUGAUGCAAAUAUUGAAGACCAGAAAGAAGAAGUCAAGAAGGAUACAGCAGAGGAGGAAGAAAGUGAACUGGGUUACAUUCCGAAAAGCAAAUGGGAGAUGGACACUUCUGAGGCAAAGCUAGACAAGCUGGAUGGUUUGCGGACUGGCACUAAAAGGAAACGUGACUGGGAAGCAAUUGCCAGCAGAAUGGAAGAUUAUCUACAGCUUCCAGAUGACUAUGAUACACGUGCUUCUGAACCUGGAAAGAAAAGGGUGCGGUGGGCAGAUCUAGAAGAAAAAAAAGAUGCAGACAGGAAAAGGGCCAUUGGUUUUGUUGUUGGACAAACAGAUUGGGAGAAGAUAACAGAUGAAAGUGGUCAUCUUGCUGAGAGAGCCCUCAACCGCACCAAGUAUAUAUGAUAAAGUGGUUAAAUGGAAUUUUUUGCCUUUAAGGCCAUUUGCUCGGAGGAGAAGUGAACCAAGGUGUCAUGAGCAUCUUGCAUGGGUUUUGUCACUCCCACCUUCACAGUUUUUCUCUGUUAUUUUAGUUUCAGCAAUUUUCUUGAGAUAUUGGCAGAUAACCAGUGCCCUCAAAAAAACCCAACAAAUCCCACUGCUCCUAAGUGAGAGAGACAGUUUACUUUUUAGUAUUUUUGGAGGGGAGGGAGGGGGAGGGCCAGUAGUUUUAGCUGCUGUUUGUGGGAUAAAGUGGAAGGAUUAGACAGACGUUACCUCCACUGUACCGUCACAGAAUGUUUAUCACCUUUGCUUUGUGGCUGUUCUCGUUUUAUACUGUAUGUACCUUGUAGCUUAUUGUAUUAGGAAGCAGAACAAUAAAUUUCACUAUAAACUCUG